UCUAUGACGUAACAAUUACACGUGUGUACGUAGAUCUACGUAGGCUAGGCUGUGUAGCUAACGUACACUGCACUAGAAAGAGUCAGUACCGAUUACAGUCAUCCACAGUAAUACAUUUUGUGUCAGACUAUGAACAGUCUACUGCUGUCUGCAAUGUUCCAUACAUCCACAGAGCGCUAGCAAACUAGAGGUCAGAGUUCAAAGGUUCAGUCAGUUGAUCCCUCACAUUUGCCCGUCGGGCAGCUGAAUACUUUCUGGUUGUUCGUCAAGACUUUCGUCCGUUCCUUGCAGUUCAUUAGUAGUCUUGUUCAUGUCCAAGGAACAUCAGGGAGGAGGUUUUGAAACUCAGCCAUAGGUACUGGACUAGAGUAUUUGCAUGUUGAUGUUUUACUUCAGCAGUGCCCUUCCUCGUCGUGUAAAGUUUCAAUUGAAAUAUUUCCAGCAAUUCAGUUAGUCGAGUGGGAGUAGUUCGUAGUGUUUAUUGUGAUCAAUGGAAGCGAGACGGAAGGGGACCAUCCUAGACUAUCUUGAAGAAACUGUGAAGAAAUUUGCUGAUGCAGUUUCUGAGAAAGGGCGAGCGAUGUAUGAGAUAUGGGCGUUGGUGUUCAACGUCCUUCAUGCCCUGCACAGUACUGGAGCAGAGAAAGUUAGAUGGUCACUACCUGGUCAUGUAUUCACAUGCUCCUACACACUAGGAGUCACGAUGAUACUUGUUCUCUGCUGGUGUGGUGAACAUUUGGGUGAUGAAAUGAUGCACGGUCUUGUCGACUAUAUUCUUCACUUCAAGACAGUUGAUGUCAAUGAAAAAGAAGAUUAUACCCACGGCAACUUGACUCUCUUACACCAUUGUGCAGGGAAAGGCAAUGCACGUUUAGCAAAACUGCUCAUCGAACGCGGCGCUUGCCUGAACGCACAGGACAGCUGGGUAAGAAAUAGUGUUACUCUAGAGUCUGGUUGUCUCAACUGAAUUCUCAGUUUGUAUGUUCUUACAUGUCUGUGUGUAUGUCUGUAAGACAAUCUGUUCAUCGUUCGUACUUGUAUGUCCUUGUGUCCACGUGUGUUCGUGUUUGCACUCACAUCUGUUCAUCAGAAACGACCUUUUCAUU
Sycon ciliatum is the source of this 1106-nucleotide messenger RNA. RefSeq lists its product as uncharacterized. The coding region runs from base 491 to 967 and encodes 158 amino acids. Gene Ontology annotation, molecular function: protein binding. Lineage: Eukaryota; Metazoa; Porifera; Calcarea; Leucosolenida; Sycettidae. The record is from RefSeq and is a predicted model, not a curated record. The transcript has 4 exons.